Neurospora tetrasperma FGSC 2508 is the source of this 6029-nucleotide messenger RNA. RefSeq lists its product as uncharacterized. The coding region runs from base 1 to 5817 and encodes 1938 amino acids. The transcript is spliced from 3 exons. The record is from RefSeq and is a predicted model, not a curated record. Lineage: Eukaryota; Fungi; Ascomycota; Sordariomycetes; Sordariales; Sordariaceae. Gene Ontology annotation, biological process: Golgi organization; COPII vesicle coat assembly; autophagy. Gene Ontology annotation, cellular component: endoplasmic reticulum exit site; ER to Golgi transport vesicle membrane.
AUGGCUUCAUGGAACCCGGCAUUCAUGCCAAAAUCGGCCGCCGACCUCCCGGCCCCCUUGCCGACUGAUAACACCGUCGCCGACACAACAGAUCAUGCGAACCGUGUAGCCCAAGAUGGCUCCGACUUCUGGGGAAUUGAUGGAGGAGAAGAGGACGUGCCCGCCCAGAAUGGCGCCUCUGACUCCUGGUUUCCCGACUAUGGAACAGGCAAUCAUACGACACUACCCGCGACUGAUGCGCAAGCUACGAGCCAAAUAACCAGUGAAACUGAUACCAACACCCCCGAUACCGCUACCGAACAGACCGAGACCGCACAUGUAACUACAGAAGAUGCUGAAGCUGUCGAGCCAGCUCCCACUCAGACGGACGAAGCUCCCGAGCCCAUCGUAGAGAACGCGCAAGCUACCGAGGCGGUCCCAAAAGACGCUGCCACCGCCGACCUCGUCCCCGAACAUGCUGAGCCUACCGAUGCUACUACUACAGAAAAGGCCGAUACAGACGAACCAUCGGAUGUCGCUUCCAAGCACACGAGUACUAUGUCCUUCACUCGAACUAUUCCCCAUGAGCCGAGCUGGAGCGAUGACGGAGAUCCUGAGUGGAACCUCGCGCGAGCGGAUACGGAUCCCUUCAAGUUCUUGCCAUCGAGCGACCGAACCAACUCCUUCCCUCCUGUUCCUCCUCUAGAACAGCACGAGCAACAGCAGGAAAAGCAGCAAGAAAAUCAGCAGGUACAGCAGGUACAGCAGCAGCAGCAACCUCAAACCGAGCCUCAUUUGGAGCAGUCACCAAUUGUCCAGCCCCAGGUUGCGAAUUUCCUCGGUGAUGACGAUGAGGUCGAGGUACAGGGCGAUGAUGGGUUCUUCAGCCAGUUGUCUGAGGCACAGAACGAUGGAUUUGAUCAGUUUGGCGCCCAAGACGAGAACAAUUCUCAGCAGUACAUGGGUGGUGACCUAGGUGCUAAGGCCACUGAGGCGCUUGACGCCCGUUUCGAAGAAGGUGUUCCUCUGAUCGCACAUGAUGGAAACACGACAGCCGAGCGGGAAGAUACAAAGGACCUAUUCGGGGGAGAGGAUGUCCAUGAUGAGGACGACUUUUUCAGCCAGGUUCAGCAAGGGAGCGUUAAUCAAACUGAAUUUGAGGCGCAGCCGCUUGAACGCAAGUCGACUAUGCAAGUACUGGGCGCUAUGGACAUGGGCUCCGUCCAGCCAAGCUUCGCACCAGUGGAAGAGCAGCCCGAGGAAGAGGCCGAUGCCACGGUAGAGACGCAAACCCACGACCAUCCUGAGACAACGAGUACAGAUCUGAACACAGGUGAAGGUCACGAGGAACAGAAGCCAGCAGGCGAAGAUGUUGAGGCCAAGUGGAAGGAGUUGUUUGCUGACGAUGAAGAGGACACCCUAUCGCUUCUUGACGAUUCCACGGAGGCGUCGAAUGAGAUCAAGGAGAAGGAGAUUGAUCCGGCUGCGUUCUUUGGGAGUGAUGACGAGGGCUUUCUCGACGAUUCGGAAGAGUUCCCAACAAUGGAGGAAACAACCCAGCCCAGAGCGCCUAGCGUAGCUGGCUCCAACACCACGACAACCCCUACCACCCGGUACAUGCCUCAGACCCAAACUCCAAGCCUGACCGGAGCCUCAAAUCCCUAUGCCCCGACUGCACCACCCCUAACUUCGGCGCCGUCAAAUCCUUACUUCCCUGCCGCACCCAGCACGGUUGCGCAGACGCCGUCUGUUACGCCCUUUGGCGCCCCUGUCUCGGCUCCCCCUCCAAGCGGGAGAUUUGGAUACGGCGCAGUCCCUCCGCCACAGAUUGAGAGGAAAGCCCAAAGCUUCGUCGACAAGAAGGGCGGCUACCAGUCACCGUACGACCUUCCUAUGGAGGUAGUCAAGGUCAAGAAGCGCCCAAGUACGGCAACUCUUAACACACCUGUGACAGCACCGGCCGCUCCACCGCCUUCCAAAAGCGCUACUCACCUGCCUCCUCCACCUCCCACCUCUGUUCCACACUCAUCUCAGCCUGGUGUCAAGCCACCACCGCCUCGUGGUGAAGCCAAGCCGAAGGAGAAGUUCUUUGAGGAGCUUCCUGUAGUCACAAAGGCGCGCCCAGCUUCUCGAAAUACAAUGGGUACCGCAUCGCCGGCACAGUCUAGCCCAUACGGCCCACCGCCCUCGGCUGGCCCACCUUCUAUCGCCUCGCAGCCACCAGUACCUGGAAUGCCGUCUGCCAUGGGAUCUGUUCCCAACUCUUCCUUUACCCAGCAUGCGGAGAUUCCCAACUUGGUUGCGCUGCCACGUGUCAACCCUUACGCUUCGAUACAGUCCAGCACUACGAGCCUUGCUCCCGCUGUUCCUGCCCCGGCUUCAAGUCGUUAUUCUCCAGCGCCUUCCAGUGGGUCACAGCUCAGCACUCCCGUCCCACCUGCUGCGGCAAGCCGUUACUCUCCCGCCCCGCCAGCUUCUCGGCCAACGAGUUCGGGUUAUACUCCGACUACUUCGGUGCCACCGGUUCUACCACCGGUUUUGCCGCAUCAACCCCGUACCUCAAGUCCGCUAGCACAUUUCGAAUCCAGACCUCUUAUUUCUAGCCAUGCAGAAAGUGGCCUGGCGGAAAAGCGGAGCAGCAACUCGUUGUACGACUUGCGACUGCAGAGAGUGCCUUCUCUACCUCCGACUCAGGAGGUGGAAGAAGAAGGCCCCAUGCAGGAUGGUAGAGAACAUGAUCCCCUACAGAGAUGGCGUGGUGUUCCUCUCAUUUCCUGGGGCGUAGGUGGGGCUCUGGUAACCAUGUUCCCCAAGAACGUGCCACGAUAUGGCAUGGGCCAAACGGCCCCCAUGGUUAUUCGUAGCCCAGGAGAAGUCAAGGUCAAGAGCAUGAAGGACAUAGAGCCAAUGGAGGAGCGCUUGGCCAAAUUUCCUGGGCCUCUAAAGGGGAAGUCGAAGAAGAAGGAGACCAUUGCCUGGUUAAUAAACGGAAUUGAGAUGCUGGAGAGGACUGUGCCACAUAACCUGUCUCAUCAACUCAACCCGUCUCACGAUGACAAGCGGACAACAGAGAGACUCUUGCUUUGGAAGAUUCUGAGGGUCUUCGUCGAGCAUGAUGGCGUGUUGGAAGGAAACCCGACCGUUAACCAAGCUGUGCGCGAAAUCCUGUACCCGGAGGCUUCAACCAUUGGUGGUCAGCCUGAGUUCGCAAAUGCUCUGAACCCAUCAGGAUUGGGCAAUUCUGCCAUGACUUCACUACAAGCCGACUCGGUUGAUUCUUCCGCUGUUGAGCAGAUCCGCAACCACCUCAUCAGUGGCGACAAUGAGAAGGCCGUGUGGGCUGCGGUCGAUAAGCGGCUUUGGGGCCAUGCCUUCCUGCUGGCCAACGCCCUUAACCCUGACCUCUAUAAGCGGGUCGCUCAAGAAUUUGUGAAGAACGAGGUAAAUUCCACCGGUCAUAACAAUGAGUCGCUUGCUGCUUUUUAUGAUGUCCUCUCUGGCAACCACGAAGAAAGCGUGGACGAGCUGGUGCCCGCCCAUGCCCGUGCUGGUCUUCAGCUAGUGGCCAAAAAUUCCUCUUCUGGUCCCUCCAAGGACGCCAUGGGUGGUCUUGAUAAGUGGCGCGAAACCCUCUCCCUGAUCCUCAGCAACAGGACUGCUGAUGAUGCCCGAGCCAUCAACGUUUUGGGCAAUUUGCUAUCAGGCUAUGGAAGAGCCGAGGCGGCUCAUAUUUGCUUCUUGUUUGCCAGAAGUCAAACCAUCUUCGGUGGCUUGGACAACCCGAACUCUAACUUCGUUCUUGUUGGGUCUGACCAUAGGCGGCAGGCGGACCAUUUCGCAAAGGAGAUUGAGCCACUUUUGUUGAGCGAGGUUUAUGAGUACGGCCAGAGCCUUGCUGGUGGUACCGUGCCCGUCAGCAAUCCUCACUUGGCAGCGUACAAGCUUCAGCACGCAUACGCCCUGGCCGAGUAUGGCUUUAGAGACAAGGCCCUUCAAUACUGCGAGGCUAUCACGGCUGCGAUCACCGCGCAGACGAAGCGCUCUCCUUAUUACCAUCCCAUCCUUGAGGCCUAUGUCGAUGACUUGAUGAAGCGAUUGAAGCAGGCACCCAAGGAGGAAUCAAACUCGUGGAUCCCGAAGCCUAGCAUGAAUAAGGUAUCUGAUUCCAUGUGGAAUCGGUUCAACAAGUUUGUCGCUGGAGAUGACAACGAGGAUGGCAGUAAGGGCUCACCUGACGCUGCGGGAGAAUCUGGUCCCUUUGCACGAAUCGCCGGAGGAACCCCGACUAUCAGUCGCUCGCCCUCUGUCAACAAUCUUGAGACCUUUGGCGCGACCAUCCCCAGCUAUGGCAUGCCUAGUGCUCCCGUGACGAACGGUCCUAAUAUGUUCUCUCCUCCUCCUCCUACACGGACGGCUUCACGCUACGCACCAGGCGCUCCUCAACCAUCGACUCCGAACUAUAACCCCUAUGAGACAAACUCUCCAUAUGCGCCUCGCUCAUCAAUGGAACGGGCCUCAGGCGAGUACAGCAGAAGUUCAGUUGAGCUUCCGCGUCAGUCUUUGGACUCUCAGCGGGGUUAUUCGCACAGCAGCUAUGCUCCCAACCGUACAUCUUCGCCUGCUCAGCCAUAUACACCUUACGGCACGACGCCACAGGAAUCAUCCUACUCUCUGCAUAACAUGCAGCCUCAGCAAAGUUUGACAUCCCCAGCGGCUACUACUUCUGGUUAUCAACCCUUCACUCCACAAAACAACGUCUCGGCAAAUGAUAAGCCCUCUAACGAACCCCCUUCGGCCCCGUCAACUGGCUACCAGCCGCCGUCGUACGGAUAUGAGCCUCCGUCAUUCACCCCUUACGAGGCGCCGGCGAUCAAUGACGAGGAGGAGGGCGCCUCCAAGGAGAAUGGUGACUCUAACCAGGGUGGCGAAGGUGUCAACACCUUUGAGCCCCCUUCAUUCCAGCCAUAUAGCUAUGAGCCGCCUUCUUACGAACCCGACACCCCACCUUCGAAAGAUGACGAUGAAUCUGAGGAAGAAAAGCCCAAGCCGAAGAAGAAGGGCCCUAUAUACGAUGACGAUGACGAUGAUUUCCCCGCGGCGCCGAAGCCUGCCGGCAAGUCCAAGGCUGAAAUUGACCGGGAGAACGAGGAAAUGGUCCGUCGGAUCGCCGAAGAAGAAGAAGCCAAAGCCGCCAAGAAGGGUUGGGGCUUCACCAGCUGGUUCGCAAAGAAGGAGGCUGCCGCCGCCGAUGCCAACGCCGCCGCCGGAAGCAGCCCCGGCAAGCCCAUCCGUGCCAAGCUCGGCGAGGCGAACUCGUUCUACUACGACCCCGAGCAAAAGCGCUGGAUCAACAAGAACGCCAGUCCCGAAGACCAAGCCGCCAAGAAAUCCACGCCGCCACCGCCCAAGGGCGGCAUCCCCCGCUCAUCCGCCUCCAGCCCUGCUCCUCCCAUGGGCAUGGGCGUGGGCGGCGGCAGCGCGCCCAACACCCCCGGCCGCGCCAGCGCCCCACCUACUGGUCCGCCUAGACCGGCGGCGCUCAUGCCUUCGGCGUCGGAGAAUAACGUUGGCUCUGGCCCACCUAGCGCUGUUGGACCGCUGAGUCCCAGUGGAAGUAACGGGCCCCCUAGUGCGGGCUUGCUGUCCCCUGGCAUGGGUCCGGCAGCGAUGCAGCGCCCGGCCUCGACGAGCACGAGCGCGCCCCCUGCUGGUACUAGUAAGCCGUUGAGCGCGACGAGUAGUAUUGAUGAUUUGUUGGGGGCCGCGGUACCGAGGAAGAGGGGAGAGGCCAAGAAGCCGAGGAAGGCGGCUAGGUAUGUGGAUGUUAUGCAGAAGUAAAGGGGCCCGGGGUGAAUGAGUUAAGGGAUGAGGGAAUGAGUCGGUGUGUAUAAAGGUUGGGUCUUGUGAGAUUGGAUUGGACUGUUUCUAAUACAGAGUGUAUGUAUGUAUGUACGUAAUGAACGGCGAAAGGGGGAUGAUAAAGUGCAAGUUGGUAGUUUUCUACGGUUUUUUGAAGUCGAGGAUGGAGAAAUGCAAUCUGUAUUCCUGAA